Molecule: messenger RNA, 2658 nt
Organism: Prunus armeniaca (apricot)
Lineage: Eukaryota; Viridiplantae; Streptophyta; Magnoliopsida; Rosales; Rosaceae
Source: the annotation of a GenBank genome assembly
AUGGCGUCUUCAGCCUCCACAUCAGGCACCGCCACAAACGUCAUGCUCGCCAUCUUCGAGAAGAAGACGACCCAAAUCGAUCUCUACCGCCCACUCCGCAACUACAUCGCCUUCAACUACUCCGAACGCGAAGCCCAGAACCUCGAAGACGAUCUCCAAACGGUGAAACAGCUCCGCUCCGACCUCGAGCGCCAACCCGACCCAUCACUCACUACCCGCCGCGACCUCCUCCAAAAUUACUACAAAGCCCUCUGCCUCGUCGAGACCCGCUUCCCCAUCUCACCCGAUAAGGAUCACAUCAAUUCCAUCACUUUCGUUUGGCACGACGCCUUCAAAAACAAGCAAAAGGCUUCCCAGCAGAACAUCCACUUGGAAAAGGCUGCCGUUUUGUUCAAUUUGGGCGCUGUGUAUAGUCAGAUUGGGCUUUCCUACGAUCGCGCCACCGUUGACGGUCGGCGGCUGGCGUCUCACGCGUUUAUUGCCUCGGCCGGGGCUUUCGCGUUUUUGCGAGACAAUGCGGCGACCAAGGCAUCGAUUGGGACCUCGACGACGGUCGAUUUGUCGGUGGAGUGUGCUGGGAUGUUGGAGAGGUUGAUGCUGGCACAGGCGCAGGAGUGCGUCUUUGAGAAUACCAUAGCCAAAGGGAGCACGCCGGGUGUUUGCGCGAAGAUCUCGAGGCAGGUUGGGCUGUAUUACGAGGAAGCUUUAGCGGCAUGCAAUGUUCCGCCUUUAAACCAGCAUUUUGACAGGGCCUGGAUCUCACAUAUGCAGUUAAAGGCAGCACUCUUUUAUGCAGAAGCUUGCUAUAGGUAUGGUCUAGAGCUGCAUGAGAAAGAAGAGAUUGCAGAAGAAAUUGCACGGUUAAAGAGUGGGAUCAGUGCUUUAUCUGAGGCUAAGAAAUCCACAAAAGGGGCUGCUGCACAGAUUCUGGAUGCAAUUAGUAAGUUAGAGGUCAAUCUUAACCGUAAUCUGGAGAGGGCUGUGAAGGAGAAUGAUAGAGUUUACCUCAUGAGGGUUCCUUCCCCUAGUUCCUUACCACCCCUUCCAGCAUUUUCCAUGGUGAAGCCUUUGGCGAUGAAUGAGGUCUUGGAUGCGAGCAAGGAGAAGAUGUUUGCCAGUCUUGUUCCAGAUAGUAGUGCUAAAAAUCUUUCCAGAUACACUGAAAUGGUUGAUGACAUUAUCAGAACACAAGCAGAAAAGUUGCAACAAGCGAGUGAACUGACCAGAGUGAGGCUCAAGGAAAUGGACCUUCCAGAGUCUAUUCUGGCAUUGGAAGGGAAUUUUACUCUUCCUACAGAUCUUAAAGAAGAUGUGGAGGCAGUGCAGAUAAGUGGGGCCCCUGCUGGUUUGGAAGCUGAGUUACAGCAGCUUAGGGAUUUGAGAAGGGUGAACCAGGAGAUUCUGAUACACAUUGAGGAGCUCUUGCAGAAAGAGGCAAGAGAAGAUGCUCAGUUUAAAAGCCAAUUUGGAGCCCGAUGGACGAGGCCUCAGUCAAGCACUCUUACAAAGAACUUACAGGAUAGGCUAAACAGGUUUGCUGCUAACUUGAAGCAAGCUGCAGAUAGUGAUGCUCGGAUAGAGCGCUCAGUCAGAGAGCAUUCAGCUCUCAUGUCAAUCCUUGAUCGUCGUCCGAUUGAAUCUGCCCUCCCAACUCUGGCAAGGCCAAUAAUGUCUUUGGAUGCCAAUGAAGAUGCUAUUUUGGGGGCCCUGAAGCAGAGCCUGAGGCAAUUGGAAACUCUUGGUGCUCAACGAGCAGGUCUUGAAGACAUGCUUAAAGAGAUGAAAAGAAAGGAUGAUAUACUUCCUAAGUUGAUGACAUCAACUGGCUCCUAUGAGGAUCUGUUCAGGAAGGAGAUAUCAAAAUAUGAUCAUAUAUGCGAAGACAUUGCCCAAAAUAUUGAGGCUCAAGAACAAUUAUUGCUGCAAAUCCAGGCCCAAAAUGAUGAGUUUGCUGCCAUCUUCAACCUUGAAGAUUACAAAGCUUCUCGUGAGAAAUGUUACAAGCAGAUUCAAGCUGCCAUAGCAAAGUUCCGUGAAAUUAAGGACAACAUAAACGAGGGGUUAAAGUUUUAUGUUACUCUCCAGGAUGCAAUAACGAACGUAAAGCAGCAGUGUAGUGAUUUUGUGAUGACUAGAAACAUCCAGUGCCAGGAAAUGAUUGAAGAUGUGCACAAACAAAUGGCAGGCCUAAAUUUCCAAGAUGCUAAAAGCGUAGGCACAUACAACAGCUAUCCUUCUGUCGGACAUCAAGCUCAGAGACCUGUUUCACAACAGCAAACAGAUCCUCGUCCUCAAACACCAUACUACCAUCCUCCUGAGCAGCCAGCAAUGGCUGGGUAUAAUCACCCUCCCCCCUAUAGCUCAACGCAGCAGAUGCCAUCUCCUUACGUUCUGCCACCUCAAACUGGUAGUCCAUACGCACCUUCUCAAGCUGGUAGUCCGUACCCACCUCCUCAAGCCGGUAGUCCAUACCCACCUCCACAGGCCCAGCAACAGCCACCUGCAAACCAUGACUAUGGUCAACCUGCUUAUCCAGGGUGGCGAGGUCCAUACUACAAUUCCCAUGCACAACAAGCUGGAUCUCAUCCUCGACCUCCUUACACCAUUCCAGGUCAAUACCGUCCUCCUCAACAGGGUGGCUACUAUAAGCAACAAUAG